AUGAAUAAAGGUUUAUCGAAAAUAUUAGAAUUAGGUUUUUUUGUAGGUAGUUUUUUUUUCAUAUGGUAUAUUACUGGUGAAAAAAUAUUUAAAAGAAAAAAAAAGAUUGUUAAAGAAAACAUUUUAUUAAUUUUAAGAAAUUUAUGUUAUGAAAUUUAUACAGUAUUAUGUGAGACAUCAAAAACUACAAAACAUGUUUAUGACAUGUUAAAAAAUGAAUCUAAUACUACGAUAGAAUUAAGUAGACUAGAAGAAGUAUUACUAAAUAAUGGUUACAAAAAAAAAAUUGAAGAUGUAGAAAAAAAUGUAUUAAAAAGAUUUAAUGUAAGUGUAGAAGAUUUUUAUGAAGAAUUAAAAAAUUAUGAAAAAGAUGCCGAUGUACAAAAAUAUUUAAAUUCUAUAAAAAAAAUGUAUAAUGAAGCCCUUCUAGGGUUACAACCAAAAUUACCUUCAAUUGAUGAAAAAAUUUCUCAAGAUGUUAUUAUUAAUUUAACUAGUCUUAUUUAUAAAGAAAAAAGGAAAAUAUAUAAAACGAAAAUAGAUUCUAUGUUAAAAAAUAAUGAAAUUAUUGAUAUCCAAAAUACAUUUUCUAAUGCUCAAUUUUUUGAAAACCUACAUAAAUCUACACAACAUGUAGAAGAACAAAUCAUUAAAGAAAAUAAUAACUUAGUACCAAAUAUUUUUACCUUUAAAUAUUUAGUUAGCUAUUAUUCUAAUGAUCCUAAUUUUUUGCAAAAAAAAAAAUAUCUAGAAUCCAAACAUGGAGAAAAAAUGAUAAAAAUAUUGAAAAUUAAAACAAGUAAAAAGAAGAAAAAAAGAUCUCAUAAAGAAGAUCGUCAAAGUAGUAAUAGUAGUGUUAGCUUUAAAAGCACACCAAGCCUUGAUGUAUACAAUGUUCCUCAUCUUGGUCCUCUUGAAAGAGAGGAAGAUCAGUACUCUCAGCAAUCGAAGGAAAUGGAACACAUGGACAAAGAUAGCCAUGUAGAUUU
Messenger RNA from Plasmodium reichenowi, 989 nucleotides. RefSeq lists its product as hypothetical. NCBI's taxonomy places the organism in Eukaryota, Apicomplexa, Aconoidasida, Haemosporida, Plasmodiidae. The transcript has a single exon. The annotation marks the transcript as partial. The record is from RefSeq and is a predicted model, not a curated record.